GGGUACUUCCCUAAAAUUUGGAGAAACGGCCGACGCCAGGAAUGACUGCUUCAUUAAAUUUACAUAUCUACAUGCAUACCCAAAUACAAACCGUGACGAACUGGCCUUAGGGAUCCAACUGGAACAGAUGGAACUGACGGCAACUCUGCUUUACGUCGAGACGAGCCAGGGCAGUGUGGAUUUCCUGCAUUUAAUGGUGGAAGAAGGAUAUGUCAAUUUGACCUACAACAUGGGCGGUGGACCAAUUUCAGUGAAGGAACCUAGGAGGAAGAUUGAUGACAGCUACUACCACCGCAUUCGUGUUUUCCGGAAUGGUUACUGGAUUCUGUUGGAAGUUGACGAGCUGACAACGCGACACGUCUCAACAAGUGCGUACUUUCCUUUCACGUAG
Dibothriocephalus latus is the source of this 391-nucleotide messenger RNA. The record is from the annotation of a GenBank genome assembly. Lineage: Eukaryota; Metazoa; Platyhelminthes; Cestoda; Diphyllobothriidea; Diphyllobothriidae.